UCGUCCACAAGAAAGUCAUUAUUCGGUGACACGCCUUAUCCAAUUGACUUGUCAUCAUAUUAACAGUAUCUAUCGCCUGAAAAUAUCGAAAAGUAUAUUAUCUACGAGAAGAAGAAGAAGAAGAAGAAGAAGAAGAAGGGAAAGGGAAGAUGGAGGCAGGGAUGCAAUUGGCACUUCCCGUACUGGGAAUUGUAGCUGCUGCUGCUGUUACUUUCUAUGCUGUAAGCUUUGCUGAGAUCAGAGAGAAAUCUCUUAGGGACUUGGAAGAAUCAGAAUAUGAAGAUGGUGGAGCGUUCAAGCCAUCUGUCAGCUCCAGAGAAAGAAGAGCAAGAAGAAAGGCUGAAAAACAGGCUAAGAAUUGAGCAAAAGAAUGAUCAGAAUAACAAAACCACAGCUAUAGCUAUUUGCUUUAUCAUAAAACCCUUUUUAUUCAUAUUAUAGAAUUUGAAUUUGCGGUACUUCUGUGGUUAUAUAAAUUGAUGAGCCAUUGUUAUA
Molecule: messenger RNA, 495 nt
Organism: Ricinus communis (castor bean)
Lineage: Eukaryota; Viridiplantae; Streptophyta; Magnoliopsida; Malpighiales; Euphorbiaceae
Exons: 2
Coding region: 150-362 (70 amino acids)
Source: RefSeq, a predicted model, not a curated record